UGUUGCUAAUGUCCACUCGCGUUGUGCUGUUCGUUUUGCCCACGAUUGACUUGAGCUUUAGCAGUCUUACAUUUCACCGACUCUAGUACGUGUCUAUCUAAAUACAUACUUACACAGGCAAGCCAUUUGAAAAAAUUAUUGGGCACUAGUGUGAAAGCAAUUGAAUUUAGUUAAGUUUUGGAUUGUACUCUUUCUUCUACGCAGUAUUAUAAAUUUAGACAAUUUUACACAACCAAUAAAAUAAUAACGAAAGUAUUUCACGUGUUUUUUGCAACAAUAUAAAAAAUAUCAAACUAUAUAACAAAUAUAGUAUUAACAAUACAGAAGUGGAAACAUUUUCAUCAAACUGAGUGACCAGACUAUUUAUAGUAACAAUUGUGACGUUCAAGCAGUGACAGCAUACAUACAUAUGUAUUUAUUUACAUCGCAAUACGCCCGGAAAGUAAAAAGGUCAUUUUAAUUUAAACGCGCAAAUAAAAAAUAAUAUUGCGACACAAGCACAACUACUGUUUAAUUACCGCAUGAGCAUUGAGAAAUCACCGGAGCUACUACAAUUGCUUUUUAUAAUUGAAUCUCUACAGUCGAAACUAAAUAAAAUCAACAACUGUCGCUUUAAAAUAUAACAAAUUGUUUGGCGCACAUGCUGUUCAAUUAGCUGCCUCACUGCUUCCGCGGCAACUACACAUAAGAGAGGAGAGAGAGAGCUGCACAAAGUUCAAAACUGAAGACGUCAGCGGGUUCGCAAAUUUCGUACGUCGCAUCAUUAUCAUCCUUACUAUCUUCACACGUACUAUUCAUCACAGCUGCUAUAUUGUUGUUGUUCCUUUAAACAAUUUUAUUUUGAACGUUUUGCUGCUAUGGCCACUUCAUCAGUGCUCGCUAACAAUCCAAUUUCGACACUAGCAUCAGCGGUUGCUGUGAAUUCCUCGUCAUCGUCAACAACAACUACCUCACCUACUUUAAUUUCAACACGUAAACGCACCUACGAUACUGCUAUCUCAAUGCCCGCUGUCGCAACAAAAUCUCGAGGAGCAACUGCUGCUGUGGCUAAAGCAUCACUUGCUAACAAAAUGAAUGCGAAUGGUAAUGAUGUUGCGCUCAAUGAUAUACUUGUGGAUGGUGUCAGUACAGCAACUGCUGCAACAACGAACAAAGAUUAUACACGCACAGUUUCACAAUGUGAACCGGAUGAGGAAGCGUCCGGCUCAUCGUCUGCAUACUAUGAUAGUCCUGUUAAGAAGGAGUACUUACCGGUGCCACAGCCGUUGCCUACGAUCAGUAGUGGUUCAUCAGAUUUUGCGACAAUUUGUAAGCCAGCACCAUUGUCCACCGACGAAGAGGCUGUUGUGGAGCGGGAGAAAUGUGACUACAAUUAUAAAAUCACCUAUCAAAUGGCGCGGUCUGGCCAAACGAAACGACGCGUACGUGUCUACGCCGAUGGCAUUUAUGACCUUUUCCAUCAAGGUCAUGCCAGACAGCUAAUGCAGGCGAAGAACAUUUUCCCAAAUGUUUACUUAAUUGUGGGUGUGUGCAAUGAUGAGCUAACACACCGCAUGAAGGGGCGCACUGUUAUGAAUGAUCAAGAGCGAUACGAGGCGUUACGUCACUGCCGCUAUGUGGAUGAGAUUGUUCCGGAUGCCCCUUGGACUCUAUGUGAUGAUUUUAUUGCAUCGAACAAAAUUGAUUUUGUUGCGCACGAUGACAUUCCAUACACUGGCGCAGGCGUGGAAGAUAUAUACGCGCCAUUGAAGGCCAAAGGCAUGUUUGUUGCCACCGAACGCACAGAAGGCGUAUCUACUUCAGAUAUUGUCGCACGUAUUGUCAAAGACUAUGACUUAUAUGUACGCCGGAAUUUGGCGCGUGGUUACUCGGCUAAAGAUUUAAAUGUCUCAUUCCUUUCGGAGAAGAAGUUUCGAUUCCAAAAUAAAAUGGAUGAGUUAAAGAAUCGCGGACGACGCGAACUGAACAAAGUGAAGGAUGAUAUCAUCACAAAAUGGGAGGAGGCAUCUCGUGACUUUAUCGAUGCAUUCCUUCUACUUUUCGGACGCGAACGUCUAAAUCAUUUGUGGAACGAAUCUAAGGGCAAAUUAAUCCAGGCGCUCAGUCCUCCCGGUAGUCCAAGUGGUUCGAUGAAUGGUGACGAUGAUGAAGACGAUUUUGAUUAUGAUGAUGAUGAUGAUACCGACUUCGCAACUGUACGCAUGCCGGCUCCUGCUGCGAGGAGUCGAGUCACAGAUAGUCCUACAUCACGUGGUAAAACCGAUCGUGGAGCCGAUUCUGCCAAGGCCACCAAGGUGACAACACAAGUGAACGACAAUGACGACGAGGAUGAUGAUGGCGAAUAUGAGCAUAGAAGUAAUUAGAGUAAUACGAUACCCAAAUAUUUCGUAGGUAAUAUUAUUAUUGUAACGCAAAAAAUGCGAAAUGAAAAGCAAAUUAUAAUUACAUUAAAGAAUAACAAAUACAAUUAUUUGCAUACAUGCAAAUGUCUUUGGAAAAUAUGAAAUAUUUCGUCAAUGAAUAACAAAGUAAAAUAAGUCAUAGGUGGAAAAAUGAAGUUAAAACCCAAAAGUAGCCUAUUAUGUUCAAACGAAGUUACUAAAUAAUCUCUACACAUUUAAUAAAUAUUUAGGACCACAGACCUCAUUUGCGAUGCAAUUUGAUUAAUUAGAUAAAGUGAGAGAGAGAGAGAAAGUGUGAGCGCGUGUAAAAAAUGUAUUUUAAAGUUUUUGAGCCGUUAAGUAGCAUUAUAUUCAAAGUUAUUUGUAUAUACACUUUAUGAAUCUAUCCUCCGAAUAAAUCUCAAUAGAGAAGACUCUAAAA
Molecule: messenger RNA, 2823 nt
Organism: Bactrocera tryoni
Lineage: Eukaryota; Metazoa; Arthropoda; Insecta; Diptera; Tephritidae
Product: choline-phosphate cytidylyltransferase A-like
Exons: 5
Coding region: 858-2363 (501 amino acids)
Biological process (GO): CDP-choline pathway
Molecular function (GO): choline-phosphate cytidylyltransferase activity; phosphatidylcholine binding
Source: RefSeq, a predicted model, not a curated record